Molecule: messenger RNA, 2273 nt
Organism: Rhipicephalus microplus (southern cattle tick)
Lineage: Eukaryota; Metazoa; Arthropoda; Arachnida; Ixodida; Ixodidae
Product: monocarboxylate transporter 13
Biological process (GO): transmembrane transport
Molecular function (GO): transmembrane transporter activity
Source: RefSeq, a predicted model, not a curated record
GCAAAGUUUUUGCACACGCUUGGACACAGCGGAGCUGCAGCGUGUUAGGACGACUUCGUGUUAGGAUGACUGUGUCCACGUGGACGACAGGCAGCGACACCGUACUCUUCGGACUGUCUGUGGGGCUGACUGAAAGACGUCAAACUCGAAGAUAGUUUUUUAUUCGAAAUAGCGGUGCUUAGUCGUUUUGCCCAUAGCUAUGGUAAGUGCGCGUACUCUGAAGGAUGAUCCACGCUUUGGAGCCGACUCCCGCUGGAGCUGGAUCAGCGCCUUCGCCUGCUGCUGCGUACUAUUUAUAGCGCUGGCGACGCCCCGCGUGGCGGGAAUCUUUUUCUAUGGCAUCGUUGAGACUUUCAUGGUCACGAGAGAAGAAGCUUCGUGGCCGGUGUCCCUGGCAUCCACGUUAAUGGCGUUAGCAGGUCCGAUAGCUGGCAAGUUGUGCGACCGUUAUUCCUGCAGAGCCGUUCUGCUAACCUGCUCAUCGCUGGCAGGAAUAGGAGCCGGCUUGUGUUACCUGGCGGGAGACCUUAUCUUUAUAACCAUUUCCUUCGGGGUCGUACAAGGAUGCGCUCUCUGCGGAUUGUACGUUGCUUCCACCGUAUUGUUGGCUCAGCAUUUUGAGAAGCGACGAGCGACGGCCAUUAGCCUUGUUCUUACGGUGUGCGGACUCAACACUGUCAUCAUUCCUCCUCUCGUCGAAUAUUUUCGUACUGAGUACGGCAUCCGGGCAGCGUUUCUCCUGUACGGUGCUGUUAUGCUACACGCCAUACCCUCCGUCAUCAUCCUGAGGAGCCCGGUUUGGCUUUUGAAACCAAUGAGAAAAACGACAAAUGCAUCAUAUGGGGCCGAGAAGGACCAAACAAAAGCGACGUUUGUGCUGAUUGGUGAAGCUGAAGACCACGUCAGAACAGCGAGGUUGGCGCAUGACGAAUCUGACCUACAUGAUGGCUCUUCAACCAGUGAUCACCCGAAAGGGCCCGCACAUCAAUCCCAGCAAAAUGAGUCAACUGCUCUUCAUCAGAAAACCAGCGGGUCACUCAAAAAGCUUGAAAUCGGUAGGGUGCCCCGGCGUGUCUACUGUGGCGCUACAGCGAGGCAGUUUCUAACGUUAACGUUCCUCAUUCACGGACUCUCUUUCGCAACCGUCACCCUUACAGCGAACGUGUUCUGUAUGAUACCAGCUGACCUGGCCAGAGACAGGGGGAUGGAACCCUCGGACUCUGUGUACGUGCUCCAGGCUUUUUCCAUCGCGGACAUCGCUUGCAGAGCCGUCGUGGGCCUCGCCAUCGAUACGCACACCUUGUCCCUGGAGUCUGUGAUGCUGAUAGGUUUUGCAUUGCAAGGACUGGCCUUUGAAUGGUUUGCUUGGGCCGGAACACUGGCACCGAUGAUCGCCGUUUCCGUUUUCUUGGGCGUCACCAGCGGUUCGAGAUUGUGUCUGAAAGCACCCGCCAUGAUCAUGGACUUCGGCAUGAGUACUCUGCCUGUGAUGAUGGGAGGACUUUCGUUCUGCACCGGCGUGUCCCUGAUGAUUCAGCCACCACUUAUCGGAUACUUCCGAGAUUCACGUGGUGACUACAGUGGACUGCUGCAUUCAAUGGCGGCUCUAAAUGCUUUCUUCGUGGGCGUUUGGGCAUUCAAAAUUGUGUCCAGACGGAGAGCAGCGUCAAGGCCACCAUCGAAAUCUGCUGAAAGCAGCGAACCGUGUAGGACAGAUUCACCUCACAACUGUGAUCCUAUGAGCAUCAACGGCGAGUGUUAGGAUAGCUGAAAUAACUCUAUCACAAAAAAGUUCAUCUCACAAAUCGCUUCAAGGCAAGCCGCUAUCAAGAUCCACGUCUGAAAAUUGAUGUAUCUUUCUAUAUUUGGCCAGUUUUUGCGACGGACUUUUUUUUCCCUGCACUAGCGAAUCCAACCCCAUUUUCGCGGUGCAAGGACAUAUGCACUGUCAUUUACCAGAAAGAAGCACGGAAGGGCACUGAGACGAAGCUGACUAUGCAGGGCAAUACAAGAAUCAUACCAGUGCCAUCGACGAGCUUGACAAGCAUAUUUGCUGGUUCCAAAAACGCGCGUAUAGAUUCGCCCUACACUCGUCAAGGCUGGAGUUUGUGUCACAAACAAAAUACGCGAGUGCUACCUUCCAUCAAUGAGGUGCGAGAGAAAUGUUAGGUCACCCUUCGAACUCUAUAGAUACAAGGGUUUCAUACUCUCCUUGGCAAUUUUUUCUCAUGAGAACCUUAAUUAGCUGCAAUAAACUAUGUUGUGUAUGUUGA